AUGUACAUCUUCCAACCCAUCUAUAAAUCUCUGGAGUAUGUCUUCAUACAAGUCUACAAAUUCGUACUAGGGACAUUGGCCCAAGGUCCCAUCCCACGACAUGUAGCGUUUAUAAUGGACGGAAACCGACGAUAUGCCAAGGAGAAGGGCAUCUCCAUCGCAGCGGGUCAUUUGGCUGGUGCACAAGUUCUAGUGAAGAUCAUGGAUACAUGCUUCGAUUGCGGAACCGAUGUUGUAUCCUUCUACGCCUUCAGCCUCGAAAACUUCAACAGACCCAAAGAGCAGAUCGACGUUCUUAUGAACUUGCUGGAAGCGAUAGUUGGGGAAAUGGGCGAGAAUGACCCAUUGGUGAAGAAACACAAUCUUAGAGUGAGGGUAUUGGGUCGGUUGGAAUUGCUAGAAGACAGCGUCUUAAGGGUUAUUGCCAAGACUAUGAACGCUACAAAAGAUAACCGGGGCAAGGUUAUGAAUAUCUGUGUCGCUUAUACCGGCAGGGAUGAAAUUGCCUCUGCUAUCAGGGAAACUGUUGCUGGCUCUGACUUCCCUAGCAAGAUCAUGGUGAAUUCUUUGACAGAGAAUAUGUUUAUGGGGGUUCCGCUGCUGGACCUUCUGAUACGUACGUCGGGAGUCUACCGUUUGAGUGACUUUAUGCUCUGGCAGUGCCACCAAGAUACUGAUAUAGAGUUUGUGGAAGUGAACUGGCCUGAUUUUGGAAGAUUAGAUAUAGGUUUGAUUUUGUUGAGGUGGCAAAGCAGAAGAAGAGCUCUGGCUUAUGUGUAA
Messenger RNA from Penicillium egyptiacum, 780 nucleotides. The record is from the annotation of a GenBank genome assembly. NCBI's taxonomy places the organism in Eukaryota, Fungi, Ascomycota, Eurotiomycetes, Eurotiales, Aspergillaceae.